Acanthocheilonema viteae is the source of this 874-nucleotide messenger RNA. The record is from the annotation of a GenBank genome assembly. NCBI's taxonomy places the organism in Eukaryota, Metazoa, Nematoda, Chromadorea, Rhabditida, Onchocercidae.
AUGGCAUCAUUGUUGUUCCGUGCGAUACCGAAACGCGACGGAUAUUUGUACGACAGAUGGGAUUCAUUGUUGUUCAAUGAUGGCAAAUUUGAUAAGCCGCUAAAUUGUACGAAUGGAAUUAAAUGGAUUCUGGAUGUUUUCGGAGAUUGUGUGGACACGAAAUUGAAGUUAAUUGGUUUUAUCAUUGGAUUCAUAUCAUUGUUUCUGUGGCUUCUGCCCUUAAUUCCACAACUUUUGCAUAAUUAUCGUAAUAAGCGCUGCGAUGCGCUUUCCAUUUAUUUUAUCCUUUUUUGGAUUGUUGGUGAUUCAUGCAAUACAGCAGGAGCAAUACUUACAGAUCAACAACCUCUUCAGAAAAUUAUUGGUGUUUACUACAUCGUACAGGAUAUGGUGCUUCUCAGCCAGUAUUUUUAUUACAGUCGCAUUUAUCCACAUCGACUGCGAGUUUCGGCACGAAGCAGUCCAAUAACAAGUCCAACAGCAAUAAUACCAGGCAUUUUCGUUGGAUUACUAACGGGUGGAACACUGCUUUUAACUGGACAUGCAUCGAAUAAAUUUGAUUAUCAAGUUUAUGAAAUGGCAGUCGGAAGAAGAAAAUUACUUUUAACUAAACCACUUGGUGGACCACCAUUUUUUUACGGCUAUUACGAUUUGCUCGGUUACAUAAUUGGUUCUAUAGCCGCAACAUGUUACUUUGCCGGUCGAAUUCCGCAGUUAUUAAAGAAUUAUUAUCGACAAUCUUGUGAAGGUCUAUCGCUGAUUAUGUUCUACAUAAUUAUACUAGCAAAUGCUACAUAUGGAUUAUCUGUUUUACUGGAAGCAACUAAUUGGCAUUAUAUUUUACGUCACUUACCGUGGUUGGCAGGUAGUUUAG